Molecule: messenger RNA, 1392 nt
Organism: Cutaneotrichosporon oleaginosum
Lineage: Eukaryota; Fungi; Basidiomycota; Tremellomycetes; Trichosporonales; Trichosporonaceae
Source: RefSeq, a predicted model, not a curated record
CGCCCACUCCCGCGCCACACAGCUCAGAGGAUGUCCAGACCGGUUCACCAAGUAGUUACUGGUACUCAGCAAGCGGUCGCGGAAUGCUGUCGACUACCGUUCCCCUUUGCCAAAUGACGACAGCGGCUCUUGCUGCAUUCCGCUUCUGCUCGUUCUAGCUAGCGAUAAUGACAAACGCUUCUCGUCUACAGCUCUCGUGCCAGCUUGCCUGUAAUCGCGGCAUGUUUGUGAGCUUGCAGCUGUGGGGAUACGGGGAUCGACGUCACUCUGACCUCCACUUCCGAAGUCCCACACUACUUCGCGGUCUCCUCCACUGCCUACAUGAUCUAGCUCAUCCUCCGACAUCCACCACACCUAAGCCGCUCUCAUAGCACUAUGCCCCUUCCAACUACCCAGCCCCCUCUCGCAGGCCAUCUCGGGCACUUCUCAACCCAUGAGGGCAAGACCUACCCCUACUUCGUGACUGGCGACGCGUCAUCGGACAAGGCCGUCAUCUUUAUCGGGGGACUGUACAACGGCCUUGGUGAUGUGCCGUAUACGCGCGCUCUUGGCGAGGCGCUAGGCAAUGCAGGAUGGAAGCUUGUUCAACUCCACUGGACAUCAGCCUACGAAGGCUUCGGUACGUCGUCCCUCACUCGCGACGUGAGCGAGCUGCACGCCCUCGCGGCCCACCUGCGCGACCUGAACACGUCCAAGGUUGUCGUUAUGGGCCACUCGACGGGCAGCCAGGACGUGAUCCACCUUCUGACGACGCUGGGCGGCGCCGACGGCGGCAUCAUGCAGGCUCCUGUCAGCGACCGUGAGCACUUUGCCGUCGACAAGACCACGCAGGCGUGGGUCGACAUGCUGCCUACUGCGACGGCCAUGGUGGACGAGGGCCGCGGUGACGAACUCCUGCCCGCCGCGUUUGCGAAGGAGGCCCGCAUUAAGAUGAGCGCAUAUCGUCUUUGGAGUCUGCUGUCGCCGAGUGGAGACGACGAUUAUUUCUCCUCGGACCUGCCCGAUUCGGCGGACGGCGUGCACAAACACCCUCUAAGCGAGAGCUUCGGGGCGCUCAGCGUACCCGCCCUUGCUCUCUUCUCAGAGAAGGAUGAGUUUGGGCAUGUGGCCGACGUGGACGCGCACCUCGCGCGCUGGCGCAAGGCCGCGAAGGGCAAGCUUGAGACGCACGUCGUAGACGGCGCGAACCAUGCUGUUGAGGACGCGGCACACUGGCCCGACCUGUGUGCUGCCACGGUAGCUUGGCUCCAGAAGCACUUCUGAAUACAAUGCAGACGGUGAGCUCGAAGCAAGAGCCUUUGUGUACAGUAGGGGAUAGAGUGUACCAUAGCAGCUCAUGACUGAGUCGUGGCGCGAUCAACGAGCCAUGCAUAUGCAGAUGAUGAGUGUGAC